This is a messenger RNA of Aphanomyces astaci, 738 nucleotides long. RefSeq lists its product as hypothetical. Lineage: Eukaryota; Oomycota; Saprolegniomycetes; Saprolegniales; Verrucalvaceae. The transcript is spliced from 5 exons. The record is from RefSeq and is a predicted model, not a curated record. Bases 1 to 738 code for a protein of 245 amino acids. Gene Ontology annotation, molecular function: nucleic acid binding.
AUGAAGGCAUUCACGUCAGAGCAAGUGAAAGCGUUGCCCUUGCAAGUACCGCUUUUUACGCACUACGCUUCGAUCCAUUUCGGAACGAACAGUUUGGGGGCGCUGCAUCGAUACCUCAAAUUGGGCUUGUUUCGGUCCCAUUCCCACGCGAUAAAACCGUUGCUUACCGACGCUAACAAGUACGGCCGGAUGAAGUUUGCAGGUGAGUUUGUUGGCUCCGCGUUGGAGCUUAACUACAUGCUGCAGUACGUGCACUUGGACGAGAAAUGGUUUUACACUACGGAGGAAAUCCGAAAGUACUACCUAGUGCCUGGUCCGCCGAACUCGCCAGACACGAAUGUCUUGGACCUUGGCUUCUUCGCUGCCGUCCAAUCCCUACAAACCGCAAGUCAGCAACGUACGAUUGACGAGCUUGUGGGUCAUAUGGCCAAUUCGUUCGAAGAGUACCCUCUAGAGCGCUUAAACCACACGAUCGUGAAGUUGCAGGGCUGCCUGGCCGAGACAAUGAAGCUGUUCGGAGACAAUGCCUACAAGGUGCCCCACGUGUCGAAAGGGAAACAAGAGCGCAAGGGGUUGUUACCUCAAAACGUGUCGAUGUUGGCGGAGGCCCGAUGCGUCGACGAGCUCGCCCAGGCGCUCGAGGCCAUGACCAUCCACAAUUUGUGGAUGGUCCUUGUGCUCGUUAGGAGGGUUCCUGAGGAGGCGUACAUCAUCUUUCUGAUUCGAGGGGGGGAAUAG